Messenger RNA from Drosophila grimshawi, 2276 nucleotides. RefSeq names its product beta-1-syntrophin (gene Syn1). Gene Ontology annotation, cellular component: dystrophin-associated glycoprotein complex; intracellular anatomical structure. The transcript has 8 exons. Gene Ontology annotation, molecular function: structural molecule activity; protein binding. Bases 242 to 2170 code for a protein of 642 amino acids. Lineage: Eukaryota; Metazoa; Arthropoda; Insecta; Diptera; Drosophilidae. The record is from RefSeq and is a predicted model, not a curated record.
CACACAUACACACGCGUCGCGUAGUUAAUGUGCUUGUGUGCGUGAGUGUAUAGAAAUGCUGCUUCAGUGCAGCAAGUUUUAGCGCAUGCGCAAACCGCCAUAUAUCUAAAGUUGCUGUCAACUUUUGCAUUAAUUGUUUUUCGUUGAGCCAAAAAAGCAGUUAAAUUUACAAACUCUCAAUCGAAAAGUUUGCAAUGUAGAUUGUUGAGCGUGUGUGUGGCAACGAUUCAAAGCGAGCGACAUGGUGGAAUCAUCGAGUUUGGGGCGUGCGCCGCCAGCGGCACAGCAACCCAUACCACAGCAGAAUUCGCCGUCGCCGUCGGGUUUGCGUUGCGGCAAUUUGGAAACGCGAGUGCGUGGCUCUUGGUAUCGAGUGAUGGUGACGCUCGAAACGGACUUUCUAGCAAUCAGUCUGGACGAGUCCUGCGAGUCGUCGCAACACUCCAGCGAUGGGCAGUCCACAACCCUAAAUGGCACGCUUGGAAGCAAUCAUAGCGGUGGAGGAGGUGCCGCUCAGAAUGGCACACUGCCCAGCUCUGCCUCGCUGCAAGGUAUGGUUGUUCAGGACACCGAGCUGGAUGGCACUGGGACGGGUACAGGCAACGGGACUGGAACUGGCAAUGGAACGGGCAACGGCACCAGCAACGACAACAACGGUGAUCUUUCCCUGAACAACAACAACAAUGCGGACGCUGUUGGUCUGGACAUGUGCGAUGUACCUGAUCAUGUGGCCAAUCAGAAGCGUCAUGUGCGCAUCAUCAAGUCCGACAACAACGGCCUGGGCAUCUCAAUCAAAGGUGGGCGCGAGAAUCGCAUGCCCAUUCUCAUCUCGAAGAUAUUUCGUGGCAUGGCCGCUGAUCAGGCCAAGGGACUCUACGUGGGCGAUGCCAUUCUUACGGUUAACGGCGAGGAGCUGCGCGAUGCCACCCACGACGAGGCGGUGCGUGCUCUCAAGCGUGCCGGUCGCGUCGUAGAUCUGGAAGUUAAAUUCCUGCGCGAAGUGACGCCCUACUUUCGGAAGGCGAGCAUCAUUUCCGAGGUGGGCUGGGAGCUGCAGCGCGCAUUUCUCUGCCCGCUGGGUCCGGGUGCGCCAACAUCCCCGCCAGCACCGACGCCAAAGACAACACCUCGUGCAGAUACGCGCUACAUUCCGCUGCAGCUAACGCAUCUGGCGCGCAAUCUCAAAUACAUCGAUCCGGAGAAUCGCUGCCUGGAGCUGCACUCGCCUGAUGGGGUGCAUUCGUGCAUUCUGCGUGCGGCCGACUCCGCGGAAGCCCUGGUCUGGUUCAAUGCGCUCCACUCGGCCAUGGGCAGCAGCACGCAGCGCGCUUUGGUCGAGGCCAAUCGUGCGUUGAUGGCUCUCAUCGGUGAGCUGAAGCACAUUGGUUGGCUAAGCAAGCGUCUAAAUGGGGCAGGCAGCUCUGGCAGUGCUGGCGGUGGCGGUGGCGGCAGUGGUGCAGCCAGUGGCGGUAGUGGCACAUCGAAUAGUGGAGGCGUCGCCGGUGAGGUGGUAAGUCCCAGCGGUCGCUCCAGCUCGGAGAGCUCCGAUGAGAGCGACAAGUGGCUGCCCAUUUUUGUGGCUGUUACAGAGCGUGAGUUUCGGAUAUACGAGAGUGCACCCUGGUCUGUGGAGGCAUGGAGUCGUCCGCUGGAGAGCUAUGCACUCGCCACAACACGCCUGGCGGGCGCUGGCAACAAUUCAUCACUAAAUGGCCAACAGACGACGGUGUUCUGUGUGAGAUGUGGCACGGCUCGCGGUGUUCUGGUUUAUUGGCUGCGCUCGGAAACGCAUCGGGAUAUGGCCGCGUGGGCGCGUGCUCUUGUCCAGGGCUCCCAUCAGGCGGUAAACUUGCAGCGCGAGUUCUCGUUCCGCUGCCUCUAUCAAGGCAGGCAGUGUCAAUUGGUUGUGCACAUAAAUCGCGGCUUCUUCUUGUACGAUUGCGGUGGCUUUGCCUCGUCCACGCCAACAUCAGUGGCGGUGGCCAACAAAACGCAGCUCUGGCAAUUCCCCUUUGAUAAAUUGAAAGGCUCAGCGGACGAUGGAGCUCGUCUUUUAUAUUUGGAUUUUGGCGAUGAUGGCGAAAUUGAAUUGGACAUGGAGUGCUGUCCAAAGCCGGUUGUGUUCGUGGUACACAAUUGCCUAUCGGCCAAGGUGCAUAAUAUUGCCUAGGCUAACAUAUUUUUUCAUUGGCCUCAAUCGUAUUGGAAGAUGGGCGAGAUUUUCUUAAGCGUAUUAUAAAUCCAAAUAUUUAUAUUAUAAAAAAAUAAGAAAUUUA